AAAACAAUACAGGUUAAUAAACAUCGAACAUAUAUUGAAAUGUAAGAUUUUAACUAGAAUUAUAUCUCUCGUAAGUCAUGGAGACCCAUGGCAUAAGAAUGGUUUAUUUCAUAAGAAUGAUUGUCUAAUUGAUCUGUUUGUCCCUCUAAUGAGCCGCGACAGGACUAUACUGUUUUAUUACAGAGUGACCUUGACUUGUACAAACUUCAGAAAGUAUUAGGCAAUUGAAUAUGCAAUUGCAAUUUCUGGGUUUCCAGUAAAUAUGAUACGCAAAAAGAGCGUCCCCUCCUCUUUUAGCCUUACAAGGAUAUUUAAGAGUGCUAGGGGAUGAUGAGUAAAGAAUACUGACCGGUUUCCAAUCAACUCGCAUUACUUAUUAUUUACAGAGAGAACUGGUAAGAUUAAACUUUUCACAUAAGGCUCUUUUUUUUUUUUUUUUUAGUUUAAAUGUUUUAACAUGUUUAACAGUUUCUGCAUUAUGUUUUUAUUUAUUUACACUUAGUAUUUUUUUGUUUUUCUUAAAAAGUUUUUUUUAGUUUUCUCACGUUUACUUCCUUGAUGCUUUCCAGAUGAAUUAAGUGGACUAUAAUUUGUUCCUGUAACAGUCCUUAAACAUCACCUGAAGCAACCUAUGUAUGUUGAAUUCAGCUUCAAAUGUUAAAACAUGAUUUUACAUAUAGAGUUUGGAUAAAAAAUAUUGGUUAAAACAUUUUUUUGUGUAUAUUUUUUUCAGCCUCUUCAACAAAAAGUCCAAAUGAACCAAACUGUAGCCCCAUCCAAUAUGACGGCAUCAACAAGCAAUGCAGAUGUCACAGCAAAUUCCUUAAGGAAAAUCAAUAUUUUCCUCCACUGUAUAAUAUGUGUGUUUGGUGUUGUUGGCAAUGGACUGGUCAUCUACAUCACAGGCCUCAAAAUGAAAAGCACUGUCAAUGCCAUCUGGUUUCUGAACCUGGCGGUAGCAGACUUCCUGUUUUCAUUCUUCCUGAUCUUUAAUAUAAUUUCAGAAUACCGUGAGUUCGACUGGCCUUUUGGUGACUUUAUGUGCUUCUUGAACAGCCUGGUGACCGUGUUGAGUAUGUUUGCCAGCACCUUCCUGCUGACAGCGAUCAGUUUGGACCGCUGCCUGUCCACCUGGGUGGUGGUGUGGGCCAGGACCAAACGAACAGUCCUGAAAGCAAGGAUAAUUUGCCUGCUUAUUUGGUUAGCAUCAGUCGCUUGUAGCCUGCCUUUAGUCAUCUCUCGGAAAACGUCCAUUUCUGCACAACAAACAAAGUGCAUACUUGGCAUUCAGAAACUAGAAACAUACAAGAGGCAGGUAGUGUACCGUUUUGUGGUGGGUUUUCUCCUCCCGUUUGUCAUAAUCUCCGCUUCAUAUGUGGCGAUCGGAGUACGAGUUAAGCACCUCCGGAAAAAAAAUAAACUAAAACCCUUCCGUAUUAUCCUGGCUGUAAUCCUGUCCUUCUUCUUCUGCUGGCUUCCCUUUUAUGUUUACAAAUUCAUUGAAGUGUGGUUGCGUGAAAUGAAUGCGACAAACCCAUCAGACGAGCUGAACAGCUUCAAGAAGGUUUUCGACCAGAUAGAGCUCUUUAUAAUCAGUCUUGCCUACCUGAACAGCUGCCUGAAUCCCUUCUUGUACGUAUUCAUGUGUGAAGAUUUUCAGAAAAAGCUCAAGCAGUCUUUAGUGAUGGUGUUCGAGAGUGCAUUCGCAGAGGAACACCUGGCUCUCCUCUCACAACAUUCCCAAUCCAAACGCAAAUCUCAUUCGCAGAGUGGAACAGGAAUAGAAAUGAAAUGACCCAAUCUUUGACACUUGAGGGUUAAAUGAAACAUUCACAGAGUCCAAUAUUUACAUUUAUUAAAUUACAUUUACAAAAAAAGGAAAAUACAAUGUAUUUAAUGUAUAAAGAAGCUGUGUAGACAAAAUACUGUUUUUUUGUGAGGAUGGAUGAUGGAAGCUGAUGUGCCAACAACAACAACAACAAAAAUAUAUAGAUUUACUGUGCCAUAAAUGUAUAAAUAGCUGACAUGCAUGCCUUAUUAACAACCAGAAAUUGGUAAUUGUAUUGUGUAGGCCUAUUUGUAACAGUUAUGCUCUAGGUGCGGACUCCGUGUUGUUUUUCCUUGGGUUCCGUUUCCUUCCUGUGUUUAGUUUCUGUUCCCUUUGUUCUUGUUAGUUGGCAUAUGGUUACUUAUUGGUUAACUGAUUGUGUUCAGUCUUCUUUGCUUUUUCAUUUAACCAUGUAUUUGAAGUCAGCAUGAAAUCAAAAUUGACCCUAUUUACUUUGUUAGUGCACAUUACUAGUCUUGUGGUGAACAAUUCAUCUGUGUAUCACAAUUUUUUAUUAUUUUUUUUCUUUGUAAAUAAACUAAAUCUUCAGCAA
Messenger RNA from Ctenopharyngodon idella (grass carp), 2381 nucleotides. RefSeq names its product C3a anaphylatoxin chemotactic receptor-like. The record is from RefSeq and is a predicted model, not a curated record. Lineage: Eukaryota; Metazoa; Chordata; Actinopteri; Cypriniformes; Xenocyprididae. Gene Ontology annotation, biological process: chemotaxis; phospholipase C-activating G protein-coupled receptor signaling pathway; positive regulation of cytosolic calcium ion concentration. The transcript has 2 exons. Bases 755 to 1795 code for a protein of 346 amino acids. Gene Ontology annotation, molecular function: G protein-coupled receptor activity; complement component C3a receptor activity. Gene Ontology annotation, cellular component: plasma membrane.